Molecule: messenger RNA, 2022 nt
Organism: Armigeres subalbatus
Lineage: Eukaryota; Metazoa; Arthropoda; Insecta; Diptera; Culicidae
Exons: 3
Coding region: 1-2022 (673 amino acids)
Molecular function (GO): nucleic acid binding; RNA-DNA hybrid ribonuclease activity
Source: RefSeq, a predicted model, not a curated record
AUGUUGAAGCACCUGCCCGUCGGCGGAAAAACCUCCUUCCUCAGCUCCAUCAACAAGGAGUGGCAAGAAGGAACGCUCCCGACACAAUGGAAGUCCAGCUUCGUCGUGCCCAUUCCGAAAGGCCGCGGCUCUCCCAACGACGUCGACAACUACCGACCCAUCGCCCUCACCAGCGUAGUCUCCAAGAUAAUGGAGAGAAUGGCCUAUCGAAGGCUCAUCGAGCUACUGGAGAAAGGUGGCCACCUGGAUAACAGGCAACACGCGUUCCGACCAGGCAAGGGUACUAACACCUACUUCGCCGCACUGGGUAAAAUAUUGGACGCGCAAGAAGGAAAGAGCACCAACCGAACCUUUAGGGUCCUGGUAGUAAACCAAACAUCAAGAGCAACCAAGGAAGAAACCGGGGUCCCCCAGGGCUCAGUAAUUGCCGUCACCCUCUUCCUCAUCGCGAUGGAAGGCGUGUUCGACCGACUACCGAAAGGGAUAUACAUCCUGGUGUACGCCGACGACGUCCUGCUGGUGGUUACAGGAAAGCACCCCAAGGCUACGCGGCGGAAACUACAAGCGGCCGUCAACGACGUGGCCAAAUGGGCCAAAUCAGCCGGCUACGUUAUGUCUGCGGUGGACAGAAAACUCAAUUUCAGUGACCACUGCAACCGAGUACGGGGUGAAUGUGCAUCCAGAAUCAACAUCGUAAAGAGCAUUUCAAAAAGAAGAUCUAGGAGCGACCGCUCAACGCGGCUCCGAGUAGCGAAUGCAAUCAUCUGCAGCCGACUCCUCUACGGCAUCGAGCUGAGCAGCCUCAACCUUGACAACCUCAUCGCCCUGCUAGGGCCAACAUAUAACAGGACUAUCCGGAUAGUCUCCGGACUGCUCCCGUCGACCCCGGCGGAUGUGGCCUGCGCCGAGGCCGGUGUGCUACCCUUCCGUUUCCAAGCCACCGCCUCCCUCUGCAGCAAGGCCAUCGUUCACUCCGAGAGAACAAAAGCAAGCCAAAACCACGACCACCUCAACGACAAUACCAACACGGCUCUCCACAACAUCUGCGGUAAAAAAAAUCCCAAGAUUGCCGGCCUCCGACGCCUGGGACCGAGACACUGGCAAACCCCCACUCCCAAAGUAGACCUCAAGCUCAAAGAACGCCUCUCAAAAAACCCAAACCCAGCUGUAGCACAGGAAACCUUCAAAAACCGCAUCCGGGAAAGGUACCAGCAACACGACAUCCGAUUCACGGACGGGUCUAAGGCUGCCGGCAGAGUCGGCAUCGGAAUUUACUCCUCCACCCUCGAUGAAUCGUACCGACUGUCGGACCGUUGCACGGUCUACUCAGCUGAAGCAGCCGCAAUCUUCAGGGCCAUGGCCAUACCCAGUACACUGCCGAUCCUCAUCGUUUCGGACUCAGCUAGUGUCCUAACAGCCCUGGCGUCACCAGCCAGCAAGCAUCCAUGGAUCCAAGCGAUCGAAUCAGUAGCCAACCGCAACACCACGCUCCUCUGGGUACCCAGCCACGCAGGAAUACCCGGCAACGAAUAUGCAGACGCACUGGCCAAUCUCGGAAGAACCGACGGCUUUAUGAGCAGAGAAGUCCCGGCAGCGGACGCCAAACUGUGGGUAAAAACAGAAAUCGCCACAGCAUGGCCAAACGACUGGCGACGGCAGAGAACCUUCCGUCGCAUGCUAAAGAACUCGACCCUACCAGGCAACGACAGCGACAACCGUCGCGAGCAAGUGGUGCUCUCCAGGCUGAGAACGGGCCACACCAACGUCACCCAUAACUUAGGUGGCACCAGCUUACAUAACAGAUGCGAGGAGUGUGAUUGCACUCUGAAAAUCAACCACAUCUUCGGCACAUGCCCGAUCUACCACACAGCCCGCACCAACAACAACAUCUCCAAUGCCUACUCGGCCCUGCAAAACAACCCGCUGGACGAGAGGAACACAAUCAACUUCCUCAAGACGCCUACCUCUACACUAGAAUAUAGUAGAAAACCUGGCAUCACACCACGACAACCCAACGAAUGA